Mya arenaria is the source of this 2671-nucleotide messenger RNA. RefSeq names its product interferon-induced protein 44-like. Gene Ontology annotation, molecular function: GTP binding. The record is from RefSeq and is a predicted model, not a curated record. The transcript has 5 exons. Gene Ontology annotation, cellular component: membrane. The coding region runs from base 169 to 1062 and encodes 297 amino acids. Lineage: Eukaryota; Metazoa; Mollusca; Bivalvia; Myida; Myidae.
ACAUUCGCGUAUGUCGCCUACAUGAUUGUUUUGAUACCAGCAGUUUCUUUUCUGAAAAUAUAUUAACCAUUGGUUUUCGGAAAAUUUAAUCAUAGGAUAGGUUGAUUUUCCUUGUAAUCUACGAACUACAAAUGGUAUCAGAAAAAGAGAGGAACAAAUCAUAUCAAGAUGAGCACCGCGUGGAGGAAUAUUCAAUACGAGUCGUUUGAAAAGGCAAUGGUUGGCCUGAAAGAAAGUAUCAGCGCCAUCCAAGCAAAGCGUCUAAACGUUGUCCUUGUUGGGCACACCGGUGCAGGGAAAUCCUGCUUCAUCAAUUCCAUCUGUUCCAUUUCUCGAGGAAGAAUUGUCAAUGUGGCUUCCACGAGAAACGCAACUUCCGGGGAUGUUGGAACAUACCAGUUAACUCUGAUCAAAUCAAGAAAGGGUGAGCUUCUCCAGAAUGUGUUCUUGUAUGACACCAUGGGAUUCACGGGGACGUUUGAUGAUGACGAAAAGGGGAUAGGCAACGAAGACUUACGGGAUGUUUGUCUUGGUCGACUGAAAAAGGGACACACAUUUGUAAGCAAAGCAGACGGUGGGAAAAGGGACACCAUGAAAGAUACGUCCGCUUACCGUUCGUCUAAUGCAGAGGAGCCAGAAAAUCAAUGUGCGGCAGACAACGAUGCGAGAAAACCACACUGCGUAGUUUUCGUCGUCAGCGCAGAGACACUAACACAGGAUACUGACACAGUCAUUCAGAAGAAACUCCGGAAACUAUACACAUAUGUGCCUCAGGAUGUAGCCAAAAUCGCCGUUAUAACGAAGCUCGACAGAGUUUGCGAUGACGUGCAUAAAGAUAUUAAAAAUAUCUUCACAAGUAAUGAAGUACAGAAAGCAGUAAAACGAGCUGAAGAAGUGUUUGGUCUGCAAGAAAACCAGGUUUUUCCCAUCGUCAACUUCGUGUCAGACAUGGAUGUUGAGAAUGAUAAAGGUGUGCCAAUGUUGUACGCACUGAAGUUUAUUCUCAGUUCCGCACUCGACAGGGCUGAGGAGAGGGAAGAGAGCUCGGACGAAGAUGAUUAAAAGCGUGUGGAAGUUCAUUUUUGUAACGAACAAUAUACCCAUGUAUUAACUGUAGAAUUUGCUAUAUAUAUAAACAAAUCCAAAAGUUUUUUUCGUUCUAAAGUAACUACAUAUAUUUAGCAGGUCAAAGGUGAAAUAGCUUAUGUAACUCUUUUGUACUAAUGUGCUAUUAUCUGUUUCUGCACGUGUGAAAUAUUUCAGAUUUGCUUGUAUUUUUAUGAUGCAAUCCUUGGCUAAAUUUUCAGCGGUGCAUCGUUCCACGAAAUUCCAUAGUUGAAAUUUUGGCCAGGAAUUGCAACAUUAAGAUACAAGCAAAUCGUAAAUAUUUCACACGUGAAGGAGCAGAAAAUAGCAUAGUCUGUUAUAUGCAAAGUUAUAUUUUAUUAAGAAAUUAACACCACUUGUUUGUUUACAUCGGUUGUGACCCGUUGUGACCCAUGUGAGAACCUCUUUAAAUCACGUGAUUACUCACCCUGUAUAUAACGUACGACAAAAGAUGCAUGUAUAUUGAAUUGACUUGAGCCGUUUUACCAUGCUUUAUCAUUCAUUAUACAGUGGGUCAAUACUAAAUUGAUACAAUUGUUAAUAUCAGAUGAUAAGUCUAUUUUUAUAACUGAAAUAAAUCAAUAUAUUCAGUACGUCGUCUACAUGACAACCUUAUGUUUAUUUACUACUGCAUUGGAAUGGCCUAGAGCCGUAUUUAUAAAGCAUCUUAAUAAGAUAAUAUUUUCACCUUCAUGAAAAUUCCGUAAUUUUUGACAACAGUAUUUUUAAAUAUCCUCUAUUUAUACCCAAUUUCUUUAUAGCCAUAUAUUGUUAACACCAUUUUCUUGCUUAUUUUCAUAUGAUUUAUUGUGUUCAAACAUUGUAAGUUUUCUUUAAAUUCAAACAACAUAAGAUGCUUUAUGAAUACGGCUCAUUGAUCCUCAGUGUCUACUUAUUACAACGUUCUAUAAUCCCCAUACAAUUCGUAUGCGGUGUACAUUAUUAAUAGAGGGAAAGACAUAUUUCCAUUUAAUGUGCGUCACUAUUUACGAGAUUAAAAUGUCAAAUCAGAUAAUUGAUUCAGAUAAAAAUAAAUCAUUCAACCAGAUAUAAAGAUGGAUUUCUGGUAGAUGUAAGUAUACGCCGCUGCAUUUAAGGGCCUUCCAUAGUGCAAAAAUGGGUUAAACAUACAACCUUUGCAACAUCAGGGUUUUGUAGUUAUAAUGAGAAAAUAUGGAAAAGUCUGUCGACAAAAUUUGUAUUGCAAUUUACACAACGACAUUUUGUUUCGCAAGUAAACAUUAUUAAAUUUGUUCAAUAAAACACAUCAGAGGUGCUUUAAAAUUAUUAAAUGGUAAAAAAGUGUUCGGUAUAAUAUAAGAAAUAUAACACCCCACUUCGGGCCAUAUGACAUUAUAAGGACCGAACAGUACCCAUCGAAGGUGAAUGGACCUUCGGGGGCUGACUAGCCGGUCCUUAUAAUGUCAUAUGACCCGAAGUGAUGUGUAAUAUUUCUUAAUUAUGCGUCAAAAUGCCCCAGAUCACCUAAUCAAGCAUUAUGUAUGUGUGUUUUUAUUAUAUGUAUUCAAAUAAGAAAGAUAUCAUAUAAAAUAGUGAAAAUGCA